Molecule: messenger RNA, 182 nt
Organism: Strongylus vulgaris
Lineage: Eukaryota; Metazoa; Nematoda; Chromadorea; Rhabditida; Strongylidae
Source: the annotation of a GenBank genome assembly
AUGCUUCUGUAUCAUAUGGCCUUGGGUGACCAGGACAUCGAAGGCCUCACUGACAAAGUCCUUCCUCGUCGUCUUGGACCCAAGAGAGCAACCAAAAUUCGUAAGCUCUUCAACCUCACCAAAGAAGAUGAUGUUAGGAAGUACGUAAUCACUCACGAGAGAGUGCGUGAAGGUUGGUGACU